UCGCGUCCGCCCAGCAAGUACUGUCGCGACACGGCGUUAACCGCUGUUACCYACCUAUUUGGUUUUUCAUUUUUGUUAUUUCUCACUCCGUUUCGCGCGGUGUCGUCCGUCAGUGUGUAUUUAUUAUUCGUACGCGAUUGCAUUCGCGUUCGCGAGCUCGCUUGAUAGCCACACCGGUCGACGUUUAUAAAUAUUAUUAUCAAACGAUAUUAUUUUUAUUUUUCCGCGUCCGAUACGCGACGACUAAAUACUCGUUAUUAUUGACAUCGAGCAUAUUUUUAUUUAAAAAAAAAAAAUCAACGACGACGGCAGUUUCACUCGCAGGUCGUGGAAAAACAACAAUUUGACGUUUUUACGAUUUUUUUUUUUUUCGACAACUCGUACGCGAGCGCCACAUGGAUAACGCUCCGUCCUGAACGCCGCAGACAGCCCGCACGCCGCACACAAACCAAUCGUUGAGAAAUGGUAGCGGACACGGCCAGCAGUUAUCAUCAUCAACAGAAAACUCAGCAGCAGCAGUCGCAGCAACUAAACCAGCACCAACAACAGAAAGUCCACCAGCAACAGCAGCAGCAACUUCAUCAGCAACAGCAGCAGCAACUUCACCAAAUCCAUCUGCAACGCCAACAACAACAACAGCAUCAAAACAGUGGCGGAAACAUGCCACAGUAUUGUAGCGAUAUGGAACAAUCAGGCGGCCCUGGGAGCAUGAGGUACGACGAUUCUGUAUCACCAGGACCAGAAUCGCCAGGACCCGGCGAAYCGUACCCACCCGGGUUUGACUUGACGGCGCAUCUGCAGCACAAGGAGUUCUUUGCGCAGCGCAAGCAGCGUGAAUUUAUACCGGAUAACAAAAAAGAUGAAAGCUAUUGGGACAGGAGGCGACGAAACAACGAGGCAGCCAAACGAUCCCGCGAAAAGAGGAGGUUCAACGACAUGAUCCUCGAACAGCGGGUGGUUGAACUCAGCAAGGAGAACCACGUACUCAAGGCCCAACUCUCAGCUAUCAAGGAUAAGUUCGGCAUCAGUGGCGAGGCUGUGGUUAGCGUUGAACAGGUUAUGGCUUCUUUACCUACAAACGAACAAGUGUUGAGCAUCACGAAACGCCCAAAACUUUCCACGUCGUCUUCGUCUUCGUCGAUAGGUUACUCGCAGAACGGAUCCGGUCCUAUACCCACGUCGGUCAUCCACCAGCCCGUCCAGUCUACCACGCCCAAAAUGAACGGCUCGUACUAUGGUGGCGCACAGUCCGAUUGCGACAGCYCUGUCGACCAACACCAACAACAGCAGCAACAACAACACCAGCAGCAGCAGGGCGACCGUUCGAACGGCGUCAAUGGCCUGCCGAUGUCCGUGGCCGCCGCAGCUGUGGCCGCCGCGGCACAAGCCGGGUACCCGCCGUACCCGUUUGCACCGGUUCUGCCCCCACUGCAGCCGCCGUCGUUCGAAUCGGCCGCCAACAGCGUACUGAACCUCAGCCGCCGGCCACCGUCACCAUACGAGCUGAGCAGUGGCAGUGGUGACGACACGUCGUCGUCUUGCGUGCCC
This is a messenger RNA of Diuraphis noxia (Russian wheat aphid), 1548 nucleotides long. RefSeq lists its product as uncharacterized. Gene Ontology annotation, biological process: regulation of DNA-templated transcription; circadian rhythm. The record is from RefSeq and is a predicted model, not a curated record. Gene Ontology annotation, cellular component: nucleus. Gene Ontology annotation, molecular function: DNA-binding transcription factor activity; DNA binding. Lineage: Eukaryota; Metazoa; Arthropoda; Insecta; Hemiptera; Aphididae.